GAGAACUGGUGUGUGUGUGUGUGUCAUUUUGUCUUUGAAUAAAACAUGCAAGUUGAAAAAGAAAGGACCAGACUCCUGCCGAUUGAUAUAGCAGGUGAGAGAGAAACUAAAAUCUUUGUGCCUCUUUCCAAGCUGAAAUGAACAUUAAAUCCAUAUUACCAUCAGUGCGUGUUGUUUUGUUUUUUUCCCUUUCCCAUCCUUCCUUUUCUUCCUUUGUGGGCUAAAUACAGAGGAAUGGGUUUCUUUGUUUUUUUAAAUUUUUCAUUUAUUCCCCCACUGCUUGCAGCCCAUCCUACGUUUGUGGCACAGCCUCGGAAUAAAGCGGAAUUAAAAAAAAAGAUUGAAAAGCAUUUCUGCCCAAGGAUGCAUCUUGAGUGCAUCCUAAUGUAUGGUUACUGGCGUGAAAAAUGCUCAGGGCCGUUCAUAGAUUUUAGGAGAACUGCGGGACCUCUUAGGACCAACUGGGAACUGCUGUGUGGUCAGAAGAGAAGAGGGGGGGGGGGGAGAUCUGUUCUGCUAGACCUUUGUGAAUCCAAAAUUUGUUUAGAGAUUAUGUUUAUGGAUUAAGCGCCUAUUUGCCAGAGGCUUGGACUUUGCCCGAGGCGGCAUCUUUGUAUUUCCCAGCCAAAGUCCAACUAAAGAAAUUGCCUUUAAAUUAGUUGCUAAAGGAGCUUGAGGAACCGUAUUCUGUGCGUGCGUGUGGAGGAAAAAAGCAACUUCUUAUAGGAGCGUCGGUGAGAUUUCUGCCACCCUGGCAACAACAUAAGAACUUCCUUGCCUGCAUGUGUGAGUCACGUGCACAAUAGAAGGAGGUGGAUUUUUUUUCCUUGAGGUAGUUAUGGCUUUAGCAGAAGCCACUGAAACCAAGCCCAACUCGCUGAACUUUUCUGCUAUCAACCUGGAGGUGUGACUGUUUCCUUUUAUAAGGAAAAAAAACCCAAACCCUACUUUCUGCAAAUGACUUUUACUCUCUUACCUGAUGGUCACCUGCUCAGGCAUUUCUGGGACGGUCUAAAAGCCCUUGGAAGGGCAGGAGGGUGCAUUAUAGAGACCCGGUGGAAAUAAGCAACAGACCAGAAUUCAUGGUGAAUCAGGCAGCAAGAAGCAAAUGCGUCAACAUAAUGGCAGAGAAACAUAAAGUGGACACUUUUUCUUCUUCCAGUUUUCCAAAAACCUGUCAGAAAUGACAUCUGACUCAUGCUAAUGGAAACACUUGACCUCAUCAAAAUGGUGGACUUAGAAUACAGCCAGCUCUGCCCCUUUAUUCCCUUAAAGGACUAUCAAGAUCCUCUUCCUUUAUCUUAAGAAAUUUUGCAAGAGAUGGAGAGCAUGAAAGAACUUUCACCGUCUAUAAAAGCGGAAAGCUCUGGAGUAUUAACUGACUUCCAGUCGCUGGGAAACGGUUCAGACGGAUCUGUCCAUACAGAUUCCUUCUCACCAGCAUCAAGCCCCUCAUCUGUGAACCUCGCUGCUCUUCCAAACAGCAAAGAUGAACCUCCCAAUGUGGCCUUAAACAUUGAAUGUAGAAUCUGUGGAGAUAAGGCAUCAGGCUAUCACUAUGGAGUCCAUGCUUGCGAAGGUUGUAAGGGCUUUUUCAGGCGAACCAUCAGGCUAAAACUUAUUUACGACCGAUGCGAUCGCAACUGCAAAAUCCAGAAAAAGAACCGUAACAAGUGCCAAUACUGUCGUUUUCAGAAGUGCCUUUCCGUUGGGAUGUCCCAUAAUGCCAUUCGAUUUGGACGGAUGCCCAGAUCAGAAAAGGCAAAGCUGAAAGCUGAAAUUCAAACAGGUGAACUCUGUAUAGAAAAUUCCGAAGUCGCAGAUCUUAAGUCACUGGCCAAGAGAAUUUAUGACGCCUAUUUGAAAAACUUUAAUAUGACCAAGCUCAAAGCAAGGCUCAUACUUGUGGGGAAAGCCAAUAACAAUCCUCCGUUUGUCAUACACGAUAUGGACACGUUGUGCAUGGCCGAGAAGACACUGGUGGCAAAACUUGUCGCUAACGGAAUACAAAACAAGGAGGCAGAGGUGAGGAUUUUCCAUUGCUGCCAGUGCACCUCCGUAGAGGCGGUGACGGAACUCACGGAAUUUGCCAAAUCAAUUCCGGGCUUCUGCAGCCUCGACUUGAACGAUCAGGUGACCCUCUUAAAAUAUGGGGUGUACGAAGCCAUCUUUGCCAUGUUGGCCUCCGUGAUGAACAAAGACGGGAUGCUUGUGGCUUACGGGAAUGGCUUCAUAACGCGAGAAUUCCUCAAAAGUUUAAGGAAGCCUUUUUGUGAUAUCAUGGAGCCAAAGUUUGACUUUGCCAUGAAAUUCAACGCGUUGGAAUUAGAUGACAGCGACAUCUCCCUUUUCGUGGCUGCUAUAAUAUGUUGUGGAGAUCGGCCAGGCUUGGUAAACAUAGGACACAUUGAGAAGAUGCAAGAAAGCAUCGUGCACGUACUGAAACUUCAUUUAGAAAACAACCAUCCGGAUGACAUCUUCCUCUUCCCCAAACUUCUCCAGAAAAUGGCAGAUCUCCGGCAGCUGGUCACGGAACACGCUCAGCUAGUUCAAAUAAUCAAAAAGACCGAAUCCGAUGCACACUUACAUCCUUUGCUACAAGAGAUAUACAAGGAUAUGUACUAAGGCGGUUUCCCAUUUUGUACAGCAGGCAAAGCAGUAGCUACACGGCCAGAUGCUUCAGGUGCCUUGGUCUCCGUCGUGCUUCAGUUGGAACAUUUGCAAUGGUCCUAGAAUUUGGGUAACUGGAAUAUCCAUUUCUCUUGCAGGGGUUCAGUAAUUGAAAGAAAUUGCAUAACAGAGAGAGAGAGAUGAUGAUAGUAAGGGGUGAUUGAUUUGAAAUUUGGGCCAUGGUGGGAAUUCCGUCAUGCCACAACUUAAUUCACAUGCCUUCUGACGUUUCUGCACUUUUAAGCAUUCGUUCCCCUCCCCCACUCCCACUCUCUUAAUACGUGAAAGUCAGUCGUUUGGGGCAGGAUCCAAAGAGCCUUGGGGCAGGCAGUGGCCAGAAGGGCUUUGCUGUUUUGUUUCUCUCUCAGUUUGUAGGAGGAAUUAUACUUGAAACUCAGGGAUGUUUCGAAAAUAAAGGUGAAGAGGAUUAGCCAUUGAAGGGAGAAAGGGCAUAUAUACAUCUUUUAGAUGCGUCUGACUUUGUUCCUGGGAUUGGUUGCAUUUGGUACUAGAUCGGUGACCGUUGAAGAGCCGUGGUGGCGCAAUGGUUAGAAUGCAGUAUUGCAGGCUAACUCUGCCGAUUGCCAGCAGUUCGGUCCUGACCGGCUCAAGGUUGACUUAGCCUUCCAUCCUUCCGAGGUCGGCAAAAUGAGGACCCAGAUUGUUGGGGGCAAUAGGCUGACUCUGUAAACUGCUUAGAGAGUGCUGUAAAGCACUACGAAGCGGUAUAUAACUCUUAAGUGCUAUUGCUACAGAAGCAAGUUUUUUCUUAGAAAAAAACAGCACUAAUUUUUCUGGCUAAGAUUACAAUCCGAGUUCCAUAGAAUUAUGUGGCACCUCUAUAAGUUUAGCUGUGUAGUAUGGAGGACUUCAGGCGGAACAUCAGAGGAAUGAUGGGAUAGGAUAAUGAUGAUUUCCACCCCCCUCCCACAGCCUUCCAUCCCUUCAAAAUGUACCUCUUGAGGGUUGGAGAGAGGGCACGGACUAAGGAGAGCAGCCAAGAUUGAAGAGAAGUUGGAUUCCAUCAUGGUGCCAGAUCUCAAAGACUUCGGGAAUCUCAGUGGAAUAUGAGCUUCUUGUGCUUCCUUUACUACGAUAUGAACCAAGCUCCAUGACUGAUAAUCGUUGACUAACAUCCCCUUAGUUAUGGAGACUAAGGUGGCCUCAUAGGUUGGCUUCAGCCUUGAAUGUCUAAAAUAAGAAGGUCAGACUGGAAUUUGAAUGGAUUAUAAUCCUGCAUUUAAGGAUGGAGAAUACCCAAUAUUUCACGGAAACAGUGUCAAAUACCAUCGGCAUAUAAUUUGCACUGAAAUGUAAAACAGAAAUUGGGAGUUACUUAACACUACAGAUUAUUUCCUAGUUUGAUGGCAGCCAAAAUACUGCAGCUCAACCCUCAAGUGGUAUCUUGAAUAGUCUACAGCAUCCCAAACUUUUAAGACUUGCAGACAUCCAAUUCAUAGAAUUCUCCAGCCAGCCACGCUGGUUGGGGAAUUCUGGGAGUUGAAGUCCAUAGAUUUUAAAGUUGUUGAGUUUAGAUACCCCCGGUCUACAGGUUUGUCUAAACCCAAUCUUCCACUGAUGGUGUCUGUGUAUUUUUAAGAGAGGGGAUGUGUUAGACUUUUAAGACAUUUAAAUCCUUCAGAUAAUCUAGUGCAUUGCAUUUAGUAACCAGGUACCUUCUAAAACCAUAUCUGAAAUUGUUUGUAUUUCUGAGGGUUGUUUAUCCACCUUUCUUUAGCCAUCUCAAACCAAAUUCUGAAGAGGGUCUUACAGUCUUUCAAUGCUGUAUAUACAACUGUAGUUUCAAUUUGUUCAGAUUAUCCUAAAAAGGCCUUGAUUUUGAAAAAGUCCCAAAUUUCCCACAGUUAAUUAUGUCCCUGGAAGCUCUGUCGUGUUAAGAUCUUCCAAUAAUAUUUUCGUCAGUUUUUCUAGACCGUACAUUUUUUAAACCCUGAUUUCUUAAAGAAAAAAAAAAAGAUAAGUAUCCAAUGUAUUCUAAUAUCAAAUUGGAAUUAUAAUUACCUGUAUAUUCUUAAUCAUUUUGUAGGUGAGGAUUUUCAUACUAUUGAAAAUAGGCCUACUUUUUGCAAAGCUCCAAACACAUUUGACAGAGUAGAAAUCGUUUUAUAAUCAAAAUGUCUUAAACAAACUGUGUGGAAAUCAUAGGCGAAAAAAGUGCUGAUUUGGGUUAUUUAGAAAGCAUCUUUCUUGCAGGAAGUGAUUUUAUUUCAUCAAUUUAUCCCCCACUUUACUUAAAAGUGGCAUUUACUGACACUGGCUUCCAACUGACCAGGUCUUUCUCUGCAGCAGCUUUUGUUUAUAAUCUUAUCAUAAUUUAAAGUGUCAUAAAGAGCUGUUUCUGAGCCCUUUCUAUUCCAUUUCCCACAUCUGAAACUGACUCAAUAAGAAUUAAAACGGGAGAAAGAAUUCAGACGGAACAGCAGCUUAUGCAAAUAUAUUUUAAUAGAAACACUGUCUAGAAAUAUGGUAUAAAAAAAAACUGUUUGCACUACUAUUCAGAUUACUCAGGAUUGGGGCAAUAAAAUAGAAAUUAACACUGGGAAGUUUUGCUUCCCCAAAAUAAAACCAAACUACCUCAACUAAUAAAAUAAAAAAAAAAAGUUAUAAAUCAAAUUGUUCAAGAAAUAUUAACGUAUCAUACUGGCCGGCUCAGGAAGGUCCGUGCCUGUCAGCCAGAAUACUUGCAUCAUGUGAAUGGUGUUUAGAGAAAGAAUAAAUGUCUUGCUAUUCCGCUUUUUAAACAUAGACUGUAUAAUAUAUAUAUAUAUUUUCCCAGAAAAGUGGAAACCUGCAUUGAUAUUAUAUGGAUGCUGCUUGCUUGACCCCUGCUAUAUUGAUGUUCUCUGUAUGGCAUAACCUUUAUUUGCUCAUUGUUCCUUGCCCCUUAAUGGGAGUUGUGCAAAGGGCAGCCACAUCAACAAGGCAUCCAGGUUGGCGCCCUUUUGGCUAGGGGGCCUCCCCGCGGAUUGGCAAUAGAGAAGAGAGAAAGGAGCGGAUAUACUUUGUAGAUGUUUGCCUUCUAGCAAAGUUUUAACCAGCCUCGCACCACGUCAAAAAGUUAUGCCUCAAAACCUCUUACGCAGUACAAUACCAAUUUCUUUCUUCAGGCCCCUUAGCAACACACACAUUUUAAGUAAAUUCCAUUGAAAUCAGGUCAAGAUUCCCCCUCGUGUCCGAAACAUUUCUUGAAACGGACUCUGUUUUGAUGAACUUUUGUUGAAAAUGCUAUUUUUAGCUGAAACCUGACAGGUUCAUAAAUUAAGAAGGGAAUUUAUGCCGGUUAUUUUUCUGCAUUGGGUUGAAUUCCUUCAUAUCAGAAAGGAAAUUUUGGCCACCCCAAAUGGAGGCCAAACUGGAGUCCUCCAAAUAGUCCUUCAAAAGUUUGCUUGCAUUUUCAAGUUGCAUAACCCAACUCUUUGUUUUCAUGGCUUAGCAUUUUUCAUGGACGGUAGGGAAGAAAUUUUACACUCAUGUGGACCCAUAUACCCUACGAAUUUUCCACCUCUUUUGAGAUAGUUGGGAAGUCAUGUUGACUGCUCGAUUCAACACGCUAGAAGCUUUCAUCCAAUUCGUAGGAAAGGGCCAUGAACAAACUUACCGAAUGUUAAUAUCACCGAUUUUAAAAUAACAGUAGGAGGUUCAUCGUAUAAUACAGACUCCAAGGAGUCGAGUGUUAGUGAAUGAGUGGGAAAUUCAUUACGAGCUGGUGGAAAGUGUUAUAUAGCCUAAUACCCAGUGUCAUCAGCCUGCUAAGAAUAGUAUAAGGUAAAUGUUUACAGUUACUAUGCAUUUGAUUUCCCCUUCCCCCCCCCUUACAUUGAGGAUUUAAUCUUGAGGCUUCGUAGGAAUCCGUCGACCUCCCAGAUGACUUUCACGAGCAACCAAUUUAAAUGUAGGGAUAAUAUGCACUGAAUUUGCACUGUAUUUGUAAUUAAAGCUUUUAGAAAUCCCUAGGCAGCAAUGUAAAAUUCCUCUGUACUGCUCUCAAAUCUAAUGAGACAGGGGACGUAUGAGAUUUCAGUAUAUUGAAAUUAAUGGGAGAGAUUUAUAGCUCCCCCUUCUUGAUGAAUUACGCCAAUUAACAAGGGUAGUUGCUUUGUCUGCCUUCCCUCUCCGUUGGGCUCCCUCUGGGUACCCAUAGCAAGAUACAAAAGCAGCAACGGUAAGAUUCGGUUCCACCAAUUUGCAAAUUAUAGACACAGUCCUCAUGUCUGCAGAGUACAGCCACGGUGGUGGAAUCAAGGCUCCCAUCUGUUUUUUUUACCAGAAGUGCCAUACACAUACCAAAAAACCCAGAUCAAGCUUUGAUUGCACUGUCAUAGCCAACAUCCUAGGGGGGUUUUGGACCAUGCCUGCAGAUUCCCUUUCCUCAUGUAAGCAGUUGUCGGUAAACAUUUUAGUUCAGGUUUUAUUUGAAGGCAUUCUAGUGAUAUAUAUUGAGAACACAAGUUGAUCAAUUAAGUACCUCCGUCUUUAAAGAUGAGUCUUUGCAAUGCAAGCUUAACGUGUUUUUCAUGCCCAUUUUAAGCAGACUUGAACUGUAGUACUGACUACCACUUUAUCCAUAACUUACUUUUUUCCUGCACUUUUGUUCCUUGGUCUGAGGCAGCAGUAAAAGAAAACCCAAUGAGGAAUUCAGUCAGCUGUAUUGUACUGUAACUAUCUGCUUUCCAGUGCCUUGUUUCUGAAUGGUUUGGAGUUAUUUAGCAUAUCUUAAAAGCUAUUCCCGAGUUGUAGAGCAAAACACUGAAAGGAAAUCAAAAACAUGGAUUUCUUCUCCAUAUUUAAAUGGUAUGAAAGCUGUACCUGUAUGAUUAUAACUCAGCUUUUAGGGAAGAAUUGUAGAUUUAGCCCAAGGAUUUAACAGUAUAUAUAUAUAUUUAAUUUUCAGCUUCUGUUAUUAAACUGUAAAGUAUUCUUAUGGUGAAUUGGAUUGUCCACAAUGUUAUGAAAAUACUUGUUGACUGUAUUUGACAAACAUUGGCCUUUGAAUUCUAUUUCUAUACUGAGGGAGGGUGGGGGGUUUGAAGCUGAAAAUGUGAUAGCAAUUUACCAAGCCAUAUCCCAAAGAUCAUUGUGGACAAACAUGGCAAAGCUUCCAUUGUGGUUUGUUUAAUGACCCAGAAGGGGAAGAGUUUUUGGCUGGUACUUCCGUUUCAUGUCUCUUUUCUCACUCGCCUUCUAAAGGGCUGGUACCCCACCUCAACAGUUUUGUGCCAUGGCACUUUUUGAGCACUUUCCUAUAAAUUCCCCCUAUUAUUGCUGUUCAGCAAGGGGGAGAAAGAGAAACAAUGCAAGUUUCAAGGUCUCUUAAUAUGCACAAAGUCACCUCUUGCCCAUCAUCUUGGAAAAUGUGUUGGAGGGCAGUUGCUAAGUCCACUUAAAGAGUUCUUGUCAUCUCCACCUAAAAUGUCGCGUGUCCCUCGGUGUUGCUUGCAGAAUAGGCCCAGCUAUUGGUUAUGUUUGAUAUAUUCAAGGGAAUCAGAGCAGCCGCGCUAGAUGCCAUUUUUAGUCCUGAAUUGUAUAAAGCAGGAGUGUCCAACCUUGGGCCACUUUUAAGACCUGUGGACAGCGGUGAAAUGCUACCAGUUUGCACCGGUUCGGGAGAACCGAUAGUGAUAAAAACUACCGGUUUGGGCAAACCGGUAGUAAAAAAAACCCUACCGAUUCCUCUGAACUGGUAUUUCCAACGAUCAGGUGUGCCGCGCGAUUUAAAAUUGGUAGAAAGCAGGAAAUCCUACUUUCUAGUGAAUUUAAAUCACGCGGCACAGCUGUCCCCCACCCUCGCUGUUCUACUUACCUUCCCAAGCCUCCUUUUUCCACGCAAAGCGCACGUUUGUUGCGCACUGCACAUGAACGGGCAGCGAACCGGUGGCAAAUCGGGGAAGAUUUCACCACUGCCAGCGGACUUCAAUUCCAAGAAUUCCCCAGCCGGCCAAAUAUUAAAGUUGUCAAGCUUGGGCAUAUCUUGGUAUAAAAGGUAGUUCCGUACAGCAUCCGGUAUGAUGGGAGAACUGUCUAGGGAGGCAGCUACCUUAAGACAGUGGUUCCCUCUAAGUGGAUUGCAAUCCAGAGGAGCCUAAUUGAAAUCUCAGGAAGGAACUGGAAGCCAAUGUUGCUUUCCAUUCAUUUGCAAGGAGGAGUGGAUGGUACCAAAAGUAGUGUCAAAUGUUGCCUUCAAGUGCCUCCUUUUCUUCAAGAAGUUUGAAGAUCACUUGGAAAGAUGGCAUAUUGAAAAGAAGGAAUAAUCAUUUGCCAUCUCUGCUGCACAGAGAUUAUAGGGCUAAAACUAGAAAACAUCUUCCUCCAUAAUAAAGGGAGGAAGAAAUGGAGGUUUUAUGAAAGUGGAAAUUUGGCCUCUAAAGCACUUAAGUAACAAUCACUAAACCAGCUUUAGCUGUCCUUAAAAGCAGCUACAGGACAUCAGCUAACUCUUUUUCUAUUGCACGGAGUUUGUGGGGAUUUAAAAUCGGGGUUGAUGAUGUUAAUCCAGUUGGGUAGGGUCCUCAAACUUGGCAGCUUUAAGACUUGUGGACUUCAACUCCCAGAAUUCUCCAGCCAGCGUAGGUAUGCUGGCUGGAGAAUUCUGGGAGUUGAAGUCCACAAGUCUUAAAAGCUGCCAAGUUUGAAGACCUCUGCACUAGGCAGAUAGACUUGGGAGAAAUAUAAAGAAUUAUUUUCAGCAUAGUAAAAGUUGAGGGAUAAGACAAGAAAAAGAAAAAAAAAGCUUGAUUCUGAAAAAAGCUUUUCUAGAUUGCCUUUGAAGGUGAUUUGCUGGUUCAAAAUUUGUGCGUAGCACAUGUUUAUCAAUAUUGUCCUUAAUAAGGAAGACGCUCGAUACCGAUGAAAAACAUUUCACUUGCUUUUUUAAAAAAAAGAUUUUAGCUUAAAAUGCAUUUAGAUGUUCUAUCAUCCAUAAUGAGAAGCCUGUCACUUUUUACGCAAAAUUCUGGAGUGCUUAAAAGUUUUAAGUCAUUCUGAUUCUGGAUUCUCAUAUAUUUAAAGAGGACUCAGAUUUUGUCACCUGCUUCACCAGAUGAAGGUAAUAACUCUGGGCAGAAAUUCAGAUCAACGAACGGUACCCAUGAUGUCUCCCAUUCAGGAGGCAACGGUGAGUUAUUCUAGCCAAAACUGGGAUUUAUAGUAAAGCAACAUUGGAUUUUUCUCAUGCCUUUUACAAUACAAAACUACCGUUUAUAGUGUUUCUCAAACCUUGAAUCGGACCUUCUAAUUUCCCUAUUCAAAGAAUAGAAGCUUGACUAAUAAAAUAGGUAUUUAAUGAGUCUGCUGGGAAUCUCUUGGUCAACAUCUGUGUGUACAGUACUUUAAAUUUUUUUUCUGUAAGACUGAUGAAUGUAUGUAAAGAGCAAUUUCACUGUGUGAUUUUCCCCCCCCCUUGCCUUAAUGGCCUCAAAUAAAGUAUUUCUUUAAAAAAAAAA
Messenger RNA from Pantherophis guttatus, 10130 nucleotides. RefSeq names its product peroxisome proliferator activated receptor alpha (gene PPARA). Gene Ontology annotation, molecular function: DNA-binding transcription repressor activity, RNA polymerase II-specific; nuclear receptor activity; zinc ion binding. Gene Ontology annotation, biological process: negative regulation of cholesterol storage; negative regulation of inflammatory response; positive regulation of fatty acid metabolic process. The record is from RefSeq and is a predicted model, not a curated record. Gene Ontology annotation, cellular component: nucleus. NCBI's taxonomy places the organism in Eukaryota, Metazoa, Chordata, Lepidosauria, Squamata, Colubridae.